GUAGUUCUAGUUGUGUUUUCGGCUGCCAAGUACUUCCGGCAAUAUGGCUGUCGUGUGAAACGUCACCUUCCAAGAAAAACAAUUCGAUAUCAUUGAUCUUGUUUAUUUAAUGUAAACCGACCAUGCAGCCGUUUGGUAAAGUUCCACACUCUCCUACACCUUCACCCAAACCUCAACAAUCGCCAUUCGACGGCUUCAGACGGUCGACUUCUUUAGAAAGUAAUUCGUCGACGAUCAGCCAAGAAAAUGGUUUGGCCCGACUGACUGCGGCUGCCAAGAGGAAGAAAUACUUUCGGAGAUUGUUCAAGUUCCGCCAGAUGGACUUCGAAUAUGCUUUCUGGCAGAUGAUUUACCUGUUUGUGUCCCCUCAAAAAGUCUACAGGAACUUUCAGUAUCGCAAACACACCAAGGACCAGUGGGCCCGCGACGACCCUGCUUUUCUCGUUUUGCUCAGUUUCUGGUUACUGGUGUCCUCAAUUGGAUUUGCUUUUGUUUUGAAACUACAUUUCGUUGGAUUUCUAAAAUUUAUUGUCUGGGUAAUUUUCAUUGACUGCAUCGGUGUCGGCAUUUUGAUCGCCUCUUUGUUGUGGUUCGUCACAAACCGAUACCUCAUCAUUGCACCACCCCGCGGUCAAGAUGUCGAAUGGGGAUACGCGUUCGACGUACACCUGAACGCUUUUUUCCCUUUACUCAUGAUAUUACAUCUCUUCCAGCUAGCCUUCUUAAAUUCUGUGAUAAACUAUGACUUGUUCCUGUCCAGACUGUUUGGCAACACCCUCUGGCUUGUUGCUAUCGGAUACUAUGUCUACAUAACUUUCCUCGGCUACAGUGCGUUGCCUUUUCUCAAGAACACCCGCUCCCUGCUGUAUCCAAUGACGUUGCUAGUGUUUGUGUACUUCCUGUCUCUCAUUGCUGGUUGGAACUUCAGUAAUGGUCUCUGCUAUUUCUACAAAUAUAGGGUGCUCUGAAGAAAUACUAACACUCAUCCAUUCUUUCACGUGUCUUGCUCUCUCUCUUUCUCUCUCUCUCUCUCUCUCACACACAC
Messenger RNA from Octopus sinensis (East Asian common octopus), 1045 nucleotides. Its product is annotated as protein unc-50 homolog. Bases 123 to 968 code for a protein of 281 amino acids. The record is from RefSeq and is a predicted model, not a curated record. NCBI's taxonomy places the organism in Eukaryota, Metazoa, Mollusca, Cephalopoda, Octopoda, Octopodidae. Gene Ontology annotation, cellular component: Golgi membrane. The transcript is spliced from 2 exons.